AUGGUCAUUGCUGCUGACUACUACGUAGAUAACCCUGGGGCUGGAUCUGUUUGGCAAUUUGGUAAAAGCUAUAAUGUGACAUGGUUUGAUAAAUCAAAAAAUGAAAAUACUGUCGAUGUUUGUCUUGUACAUGGACCUGCUGAUAGAUUAAUUCUAUUCAGAACCUUGUGUUCUAAAAUAAGUCCUUCGACAAGAUUUUGUUCUUAUACUGUACCAAAAGAUAUCCCGUCCGGAAUUGAUUAUGCUAUUAUUGUUGGUGGUGUUCCUGCCAAUUAUGGAUAUUCCAGUUACUUCACUAUCAUUUCCGAUGGCCCUCUUCCCGAAAAUAAUGGCUGUCCAAAAAUGGGUGGAAAAAAUUGUCCUGAAUCAUUACCGUGUUGUAGUUCAUCCGGUUUUUGCGGUUCUUCAGAAGCUCACUGUGGUGUCGGUUGUGAUCCUAAACAUAGCUUCAAUGGCAAAUGUGCGGUUCCUGACGAGUCCUUAUCUUCUUCAAAACAAACUACACCAACCAAUUUAUCUAAAUCAAAUCAAUUAUCUUCUUCAGAACAAACUACACCAACCAAUUUAUCCAAAUCAAAUCAAUCUAAAUGUGGAGAAGUCUAUUGCGGUGCAAAAAAUCCGUGCUGUAGUGAAUUCAAUUAUUGUGGUUCCACUUCUGAUUAUUGUGGAUCAUCCUGUCAACCUGACAAGUCUUUUAAUGGUAUAUGUGCUGUUGGAGGAAAAUCCGCUUCUCCUGCAAAGACCUCUACUUUAUCAUCCACUCGUUCCACAACCAAACCAACUUUAUCAUCCACUCUUUCCACAACCAAACCAGCUUUGUCAUCCACUCUUUCCAAAACCAAACCAACGUCAUCAAAUAAAACCAAAACAACUCAAACAAUUUCAUUAUGUGGUAAAACUUUGUGUUCUAAAGCCAAACCAUGUUGUGAUAAAAACAAUAAAUGCGGUAAGCUAUCAAUAACAACACUUUCUGCAAAGUAA
This is a messenger RNA of Diversispora eburnea, 981 nucleotides long. The record is from the annotation of a GenBank genome assembly. Lineage: Eukaryota; Fungi; Glomeromycota; Glomeromycetes; Diversisporales; Diversisporaceae.